This is a messenger RNA of Fonsecaea multimorphosa CBS 102226, 1734 nucleotides long. RefSeq lists its product as uncharacterized. Gene Ontology annotation, cellular component: plasma membrane. Lineage: Eukaryota; Fungi; Ascomycota; Eurotiomycetes; Chaetothyriales; Herpotrichiellaceae. Gene Ontology annotation, biological process: sodium ion export across plasma membrane; regulation of membrane potential; proton export across plasma membrane. The transcript has 3 exons. Gene Ontology annotation, molecular function: sodium:proton antiporter activity. The record is from RefSeq and is a predicted model, not a curated record. Bases 1 to 1734 code for a protein of 577 amino acids.
AUGCCGACCUUGUCCCUCACCAACUUCAACAUUGUGUGUGCCGUCCUUGGAGGAUUUAUCACCGUCUUCGGCCUUGUGAGUUACUUGUUCAAGGAGCGGUUCUAUCUCUCCGAAGCACUGAUUUCGCUUGUGGCUGGCAUCAUCUUUUCUCCCAACGCGACCGACCUCAUCAAGCCCCUCGAGUACGCCGCCGGCUCCGAAGAAAGCCUCGACUACAUCACCCUCUACUUCACGCGCCUUGUGUUAGGCGUUCAGUUGGUGCUUGCCGGCGUCCAGCUGCCGAGCAGGUACCUCUACACAGAAUGGAAGCCUCUGGCGUUGCUCCUCGGUCCUGGAAUGUGUGGCAUGUGGGUGUGUGCAAGUCUGCUUGUAUGGGCCAUGGUCCCGCAUCUGAGUUUCCUCCAUGCCCUUGCCAUCGGAGCAUGUGUCACCCCGACCGAUCCCGUGCUGUCCAACUCUAUCGUUAAGGGCAAGUUUGCGGACAAGAACAUUCCCAAACCACUACAGAAGAUCAUCAUUGCCGAAUCGGGCGCCAACGACGGUCUCGGGUACCCGUUCUUGUUCCUCGCGCUCUAUCUGAUCAAGUACACCCAAGAAGGGGGCGUAGGCCAACCGGGAGGCGCAUCAAAAGCUAUGGGAUAUUGGUUCGGAGAAACGUGGGGAUACACCAUUUUAUUGAGCGUGGUUUAUGGCGCUGUCGUGGGCUGGCUUGCAAAGGAACUCUUGCACUUCGCCGAGGAGAGGAAGUUUGUGGAUCGCGAGAGUUUUCUCGUCUUUGCCAUUACCCUGGCUCUCUUCAUAACCGGCACUUGUGGGAUGGUUGGUUCGGACGACGUCCUGGCUUGCUUUAUUGCUGGAAACACGUUUACUUGGGACGACUGGUUCCGGCUCGAAACUCAAGAUGACUCUCUUCAACCGACGAUUGAUAUGUUGCUCAACAUCUCUGUCUUCCUCUGGUUCGGCGCCAUAUGUCCCUGGGCAUCGUUCCGACAUAACAAUGUCAUUCCGAUCUAUCGCCUAAUCCCACUCGGAAUUCUGAUCUUGCUCUUCCGCCGAGUCCCCGUUGUGUUUGCCAUGCACAAAAGAAUCCACCAGAUCGAGGAAUUCCAGCAGGCUGCAUUCGUGGGUUUCUUUGGCCCCAUUGGGGUAUCAGCUAUAUUCUAUCUCUACGUCAGCAUUGACUUUCUGCGGCAGGUCACAGUUGACGGUAGGGUGCGCGAAGAUGCAGUUCGGCUCGAAGAGGUCAUGAGGGUGGUGAUUUGGUUUUUGGCCAUCUGCAGCAUCGUCGUUCACGGUCUGUCGAUACCACUGGGCAAGUUGGGCUAUCAUCUUCCACGGACCAUGUCUCAGGCUCUCAGCAGUGAGAGGGAGGAUGACGAACCAGAUAUCCACAUGGGACCGUCGCCUCAUCGCAGAUCAACAAGUCAACUGCGGCACAGGAAAGCCAAUGGCCGUAGGGACAAGUCUCGUCCCCCAAGUCCCGCAGCGUUUAUGAUCGGGCAAGGAAAUACAACAGCAUCAAUCACCAUGGAUUUAGAGAGUGCUCAGGAACCUGCUCGGCCCGUCCGCAUUAUCGAAGAUACACCCAGGGGAGGGUCUCCGGUGGUUGCGACGACGACUCUCGGAGAGCAGCUUGAGGGCCUCGGAGAGCAGCUUGAGCAACGCGGAAGAGAGCUUGCGGAGUCGAAGACUUCUGAAGAAUUCAAGCCAACCCAAGAGGUAAAGAAGGUUUGA